Cloeon dipterum is the source of this 5197-nucleotide messenger RNA. RefSeq names its product protein Fe65 homolog. The record is from RefSeq and is a predicted model, not a curated record. Bases 164 to 2317 code for a protein of 717 amino acids. Gene Ontology annotation, molecular function: amyloid-beta binding; transcription factor binding. Gene Ontology annotation, cellular component: nucleus; cytoplasm. The transcript is spliced from 13 exons. Gene Ontology annotation, biological process: regulation of DNA-templated transcription. NCBI's taxonomy places the organism in Eukaryota, Metazoa, Arthropoda, Insecta, Ephemeroptera, Baetidae.
GCCGUUCUCGCCUAUGUUGGAUUCACCGAGUGAUGGAGUGGGAAAGCAGCAGCAGUCUCGCCAGGACCCAGAACCAACUCGCAGCUGAACUGAGACGGUGGUGGUGGUGAGCGGAGGGUGCGUCAUCGCGAGGGUAGUUUGCUGGCAGCUGUUCGGCGCCUAGAUGCUGCAAGGCAGCGGCCUAAGGUCGCCCCUCAGCCUGCGCCUGGGCAUCAGUGAAACGCAGAACCCUUUCUGCUCCCUUUUGUCCCUGGGCAUGGCAAACCCUCCGGCGCAGGCAGACAAUGAGGAAGUCUUUCUCGAAAACGGUCUGCUGAGCUAUGAGAACCCGAACUACCACCUGGACCCGGCGCGGCUGGACGACGCGCUCAACUCAAACGACCCCGAAGCGGCGGCCGCGCUCUACAAGGAGCUUUACCACGAGUUAGACGCCGUGUGCAAUCUGCAGAGCCGCGGCGGCAGCGGCAGCGCCGGGGCCCGGCGCCACUACGCCGCCCUCGACCUCGGCGCCAUGGGGGUCGAUGUCAGCGCCGGCCCGACGCUCAAGUGCGUCCUUCUCGGCGCCGCCCACUCGCCUGACAGCGAAAACAACAGGACAAAUAGCGAGGCCGGACUGGACAACAUGGGCCGCCGGCCGCAGCAACAGUACCCUGGGGCCGACGAGAAGCGGCGCUCCAGUCCGCGGCCCGACCUCAUCGAGAACGUGCUCGAGUCGCAGCGGGCGUGCGACAGCAUCUCGGAGAAGUCGAUGGACCUGAGCUCGCCCGAAGAGCAGGGCGAGAUUCCGCACCUGCCCGGACAGCUGAACGCCGACGAACUGUACGCCGUGCCGGUCAAGCGGCGCGAGCGCAACUGGAAGAACAUCGACGAGCCCGCCGAGCAGAAGCAGCCCCUGCUGAACCCUGACGACGAGGACGAGACUGAAGAGACCCUUCCUCCUGGCUGGGAGAAACAUGAAGAUAAUGACGGUCCAUACUUCUGGCAUAUCAAAAGCGGCACAAUUCAGAGGGAACCUCCUCAGAGCGACAAGAAGGUGGAUGGCAAGAGAGUCACACUGCGGGACUCUGAGAACAUGAUGCCAUUUCCCACCGGGGUCACCCGUAGCAGCACCAGUUCGGCCUUGGAGGAGCUGCAGGAGGGCGGCAAGAGGAAAGAGGACCGAAGGGAGGAAAUGGCUUACAAACGCCGCAGCUAUCCAGCUCGAAUUGAGCCAGAAGCCAAGGAGAGAUCCAUCCGAUUUGCAGUCCGCUCCCUUGGCUGGGUGGAAAUCGCCGAGGAUGACCUGACCCCUGAGAGGAGCAGCAGGGCUGUCAACAAAUGCAUUGUGGAUUUGUCGCUAGGCAGAAACGACCUUCUUGACGUCGUUGGACGAUGGGGAGACGGGAAAGAUCUGUUCAUGGACUUGGACGAAGGUGCUUUGAAGCUGAUAGAUCCAGAGAACCUGACUGUUCUCAACACGCAACCCAUUCACACAAUCAGGGUGUGGGGAGUUGGCCGGGACAACGGAAGGGAUUUCGCAUAUGUGGCGCGCGACAGAGGAACCCGAAAGCACAUGUGCCACGUAUUCCGCUGCGACAUCCCCGCGCGGACGAUCGCCAACACGCUGCGGGACAUCUGCAAGAAGAUCAUGAUCGAACGCUCCCUGCAGCAGAACCUGGCCAAGCCCAUCGACAUCAGCGCAGUCGGGUCUGCACGAGCUGGACUCGCAGUCAGACCGACCAACCUGCCAACUGAACACAGGCGCUUCCACUCAAGAAAUGGUCAGAAUUUAAUUACUCAAUCUUUCCCUACACCGAUGGAAGAACCAAAAAAGGUGCUGAAGGCGAUGUAUCUAGGUGCAAUGCAGGUGACCAAGUCCACCGGAAUGGAAAUCCUGAAUGACGCCAUCGAGAAGAUGAUGUCAAACAACCCCAAAGAGCAGUGGAAAACUGUCAACGUCGCUGUCGCCCCGUCUAUGAUAUCCAUCUCUCUUCCGGGGGAUGAUGAACAGAUCGUCACUGAGUGUCGAGUGCGCUACUUGUCUUUCUUGGGCAUCGGAAAAGAUGUGAAGCAGUGUGCCUUCAUAAUGCACACAGCACAAGACUUAUUUAUUGCUCACGUUUUCCACUGUGAGCCGUCGUCGGGAGCUUUGUGCAAAACAAUAGAGGCUGCUUGCAAAUUGAGGUAUCAGAAGUGUCUUGAUGCACACCCAAACGGACUUGGUCAGGGUUUGGCUGAAGCGGCCAACAAUACGGGCAAAGGCCUCGGCGCUACCCUCAAGUCUUUGGUCGGCUCACUCACGGGACGUAAGGGCAAAGGCGGCUCGUUAGAAUCCUGAGAUGAGGCCUCGGCUUUACAGGAUGGCUCAUGGAGUCCGCCUGUAGAGCGCGAGGUAAUCCCACACAGACACUUGCAGUCACCAAUGACGUGUGAAAUGUUCAGUGGCGCUGCCGACGAGGCCGCCAACAGUGAAUCUGAGGACGAAGAAAACGAGGAGGAGAUCGACACCUCUGUGCCCGACGCGAUGGGCAAAAAAUCCUGGUAUUAGAAUGCGAUUAAGUGACAAGGACAGACAGACUGUGCCAUGUGUGGUCAUUGCCGAGUGCGCUUCAUCUCUCAAAAGUUGACAGAAUAACCGCUAAAUCAGCAGCUUUGUACUAGUGUGGAUAGCAAAAAAUCUCUCACCGAGAAACCGGCCGCCCGAAACAGCGAUUAACGCUUCAUUCCUUUCAAAAAGAGAAUUUCUUGUUCCAUUUAUCCGAGAAGAGCGCAUGUUUGUGUUUCUUGCGUUUGCCUCGCCAGCAGGGGAAAUUCGGGCGGCUGCCCACACACACACUAAUGUAACAGAAACCGUGUAUAUUGUGUACAAACUGGAUUGAGCAAGCACGAGGCCAGCACACCAAACCUAUUUAAUCUAUAACGAGUAAAUAUACACGACGGCAAGAGGUAAAAACAAAGAGGAACGGGAGGCACACAAAGAAACACACUCUCAGUGAGCGACUAGGCUGCUUUUCAGUGAGUCAUUGGCAGCUUUUCGCGCAUGAAAAACGGGGAAGAAUCAAAGUUAUAGAGGUAGUAUAUUUGUGGGUCCAUUACUGAUGAACACUCAGUGCUCGACGAGAGCUAGUGCGUCGUUAUUUCUUGUAGCGCGUUCCGGCUGCAGCCCAAAAAUUAUAAUCAUAAACACACACACACACACACACGCUGUAUGAGUGUAAGUAAGAAGUACAUCCCGCCCGUGCAUCUCGCAUACAACAAACCUAAUCUCAUUCACAAGUCUGCUCAUCCCGGUACACAGACUUUUUAAUGUAUAUUAUGCUUCUGAUUUUUGUAUAUCUUUUAUAUCGAUUCUUUUUAAGUUGGCGUUCCAAACCAGGGCAACUCGAGACUCUAUUAUUUUACCUGUUCGAAGCUAUGAUUUUAUUCCGGCAGAGUAGUACAUGUGAUAUUUUGUAAAUAGGACUUUCGCUUAAUUUAAGUUUCCCCUGCGAACAUAUUUGAACGGGGGAGUGCCAUAUAGAAUAUGUGUGGGCAGUGUUCUCUUCGCGAGCUGAUUUUUGCCAAAUUCCUGCGCCGUUUCCUUUCCCAACAGUGGUGGAGAUUUGACUGAUUCGAGAUUGCCUUGGCAAUUGAACACUGACAAUACUUCAAUGUCACUUAAAGUAACCAUUUGUAAGCUAAUCGCCCAAAGUUUGCCAAACAUCAGCCAAAUCUACUCCCACCAUUUAAUAGUAGUGAUUUCUCUGUACUUGAACGCUGUUUGUUGGAAUUAUCUACAUGUGCCUCUGAUUAAGUAGUGGAUCGAACGAAGAGUAAUUUUACUUUAGGUGUGUAAUCCUGAAAUAUUGCCCUGGCCCUUUUUUAUUUAUUCUUUACAUUAAAGAGCGGUAUUCCCUGUAAUUAUAAUUCUUCACACAUCCCAGAAACCGACGCUGGAGAGUUAACUAAGGCGAAAAUAAUCUCACCUUUCUCAUAUAUUGAACCUCACGUGCGAAUAAAUUGUUAACUGUCCAGAAAUAGCAAGUGCAUCCUUUGAAGUAAGGUGAAUAAUAAUCAAAUUAUGAUGAAGUGCGGCGCGCGCGAAAGAGAAAAAUAAUCCUUUGAGUGUAAGAGCAAAAAUGAUUACGGAAAAGGAAGACAAGUGAAAAUUUUGUCUCGUCCCCAAGCAAACUAUAGAGAAAAUAAUCAGUUUGAAUGUGUAAAACUACUCUUAAGGCAGCAAAACACAAUUGUAAUCGGAUAAUUAGCAUCAGUAUGUACAGACAGUAGGUCGCAAAUUGCAUGCAGCAACAAAGACACACUUAAUUAACACAAAAACACUCACACACUUGACGACAAAAGAUAUAAAGAUUUUGCGUUCGGUGUUCGUUUCCUGCCCUCGAGCCACAAACGUACUCUGCGAGUGGAAUUAUGCGCGGCAUUUGCAGAAACACCUUUCAGGGUCAGCCACAGCUUCGUAAUUCUGUACUCGAUUCAUGCACCUUGCUAGAUCUAUUGAAUUCCUCGAGGAAAAGCCACAAGAGAGCGGCGUGCCUGCGUGUCUUUUAGGAGUGCGAGUCGUAAUUAUAAUUCUUCCUUCAGUAUUGCAGUCGCUGCAUUGUUGCGCCAGCACGCCACUGCUGCUGUGCCCAUUUUGCAUUGGUUGCAUUUGCUAUGCAGGUGGUACAAAAGUGUGUUCCGACGAUCAGAGCUGUUGUUAAUUGUUGUUGUUGUUUUGCGCUUGAUAAUGCAUCUUUCAAAACCUAAAAAAUCCCUUCGAAAUCACAAACACACACACACACACUUGGGUGGUAGCGAAAUUUAUAUUCAAAUAGACCAUCUACCUUUUGGUCAAAGCAGUGUGGCUCGCACUGUCUUUGGAUACUUACAAGAAAAAAAUAGGCACCUUAUACAUACUACUGCAUGAGAGAUUAUAAACAUGUGAGCAGAUUUUUGAUGAGAAAAUGUUGAAUGGAUUAAAUUUUUAUUUUUUAGAUAAAGAAGAUGAUGUAAUGAAAUGGAAAGUGUUUUCCGUGGUUAUAUCGAUGUGUGUAUUGAAAAUGGCAAUUUUUGCAUCUUUUGGACUAAUUGGAAAUAAAUCAACACUCCUCUGUUUUUAGGUACAUGGUCUAUUGAAAUGAAUACCGAUUUGCUCUCUAAAAUGGAAAAAAAUAUUGUAAAAACAUGAUUAAUGAUAAAUUGCCUUUUCUGUGAAUAAAUAAUAAUUAUUUCAAUUAAA